Messenger RNA from Fonsecaea monophora, 2205 nucleotides. RefSeq lists its product as hypothetical. The record is from RefSeq and is a predicted model, not a curated record. Lineage: Eukaryota; Fungi; Ascomycota; Eurotiomycetes; Chaetothyriales; Herpotrichiellaceae. Gene Ontology annotation, molecular function: transmembrane transporter activity. The transcript is spliced from 4 exons. Gene Ontology annotation, biological process: transmembrane transport. Gene Ontology annotation, cellular component: fungal-type vacuole membrane; plasma membrane. Bases 1 to 2205 code for a protein of 734 amino acids.
AUGACGAUUGACGAGGAGAAAGGCUUCCCGCCUACAACGGCGAUGAUGACCUCCAAAGCCUUUGACGGUGAAAAGGGCUUCGAGACCCUUUCUGGCCCGUCCUCGGAGGAUUCUCCUCAGCUAUACAACAAUACCCCAGUCCACCAAGACAAUGGUAUCCUCUCCAAGCUGCGCCGGCUGGAAGCUCGCAUGGACGAGAAACUGGGAGUCGAAAGCGAGGCCAUCGAUCGUAAACGACCCGAAGACAAGAAGCCCGUGCCCUGGCAUGAGCAGCUCACCAUGGCUCUUCUCUGGGCCAGUGGCACCAUGAACACGUCUUGCUUCGCCACCGGGUUCUUGGGUUGGGAGUUUGGCUUGAGUCUCAAACAAUCUAUCCCCAUCUACAUCUUAUCGUCCAUCCUGGGAGGGGCUGUGACUGGCUACUGCGCGACAUUCGGCGCCGCGACGGGCCUGAGACAGAUCUCCGUCUCGCGGUAUAGCUUCGGAUGGUACCCGAACAAGAUCAUCGCGGCCCUCAAUACCGUUCAACAAAUCGGCUGGGCUGCCGUGUCGUGCAUCACGGGUGGAUUGGCUCUCAACGCCGUGGCCGACGGGCAUGUCUCCCUUGCCGUGGGAAUCGUCAUUUUGGCCAUUGUGGCGCUCGCCAUCUCCUUUGUCGGCCUCAAUGCCAUUUUAGUGUAUGAGCGCUACGCCUGGCUCAUCUUCUUCGUCAUCUUCAUGAUCAUCUUCGGGGAGACGGGCAAACACGCCGACAACACGACCCCGUCGUCCCUGCACGGCGCUACCCUGUCGGGCACCGCCCUCUCACUUGUCGCUAUCGUCUAUGGCUCCUCGGCUUCGUGGUGUACCAUGGCGUCCGACUACUAUGUGCACUACCCAGCCACCGUGUCGCGGGUCAAGGUCUUCUUGAUGACCAUGUUUGGCAUCAGCAUUCCGACGUCGAUCGGCAUGGUCGCGGGCUCCGUGGUGGCGUCGGCGCUCAACAACAAACCCACCUGGCAGGACGCGUACGAGAACCAGGGACUUGGCUUCUUGAUCCAGGACAUGCUGCAUCCGCGCGGCUUCGCCAAGUUCCUGCUCGUGCUCCUCGUGCUGUCGGGGAUCAACACCAACGUCAUCUCCAUCUACUCAGCGGCUAUUUCGUGCCAACAGUUUGCUCGGCCCCUUGCCCGGAUUCCCCGCUUCAUCUGGACGUUUCUGUGCUUCGCCGCCAUCCUGGGCCUCGCCCUCGGCGGCCGUGAGAAACUUAAUACGUACCUGGUCAACUUCCUCUCUCUUCUCGGUUACUGGUGCACCUCGUACUUUGUCAUCCUCUUCUCCGAGCACGUCUUCUUCCGCCGCCGCAACUUUGCAAACUACGACCUCGACGCCUGGAACGACCCAGCCAGACUGCCCCACGGCAUCGCCGCGUUCGCUGCAUUCGGCCUCGGCGUCGUCGCCUGGUGCAUGGGUAUGGUCGAGACCUGGUACACGGGCCCUCUGGGCAAAUUGAUUGGUGAUUUCGGCGGCGACGUAGCCAAUGAGUUUGCCUUUGUCGUCACCGCCGUCGUCUAUACCCCUGCGAGAGCACUCAAUGUGGACUACGUUAGCAUUCUCAUGAAUAAAGCUGGUAAGAGCCAAACCCGGCCUAUACCGAUGCAAAAGUUUGAAGACUUCUGGGGAUUGGUGGAGGGGGGACUCUUGAACUCUCAACCGUUGAUCUGUGCGUGGCAAGUCCUUCCAGGCACGUGUGCUCGCAAGAGCGGUGUCGUUAUAUCCAUCGCAUCUCGAGCAGCGACUGUGGACGUUCCCUUUGGGAUAGGGUAUGCUGCCGACAAGACUGGUCUUGUUCGCGCCAUCGCUAGCUUACAAGCGGAGCUGGAAAUUGACGGCCUGGGCGAGGUUGUCCACACCUACGCUCUGCAUCCUGGUGGCGUCAAAACCACCAUGGGGGGAUCUAACAGCGACCCGGAUGUUGUGGCCAAGUAUCCCCGACUUGACAGAUCUCGACCGGCCUUUCAAGCCCUCUUCAAGGACAAACCGGAACUUUGCGCUCACACAUGCGCAUACAUCUCCACGGGUAAAGCCAAAGAUCUUCGCGGCCUAUACAUUGACUGUCGACAAGACCUUGGCCGCUUGCUCGAGGCCGGGCGAGAGUCGCUGCUCAAGAAUGAUCUUUACUGCCUCAAGGUCGGCUUCCUAGAUGGAUACUCGAACGAACCGUAA